Molecule: messenger RNA, 3214 nt
Organism: Zingiber officinale
Lineage: Eukaryota; Viridiplantae; Streptophyta; Magnoliopsida; Zingiberales; Zingiberaceae
Exons: 18
Coding region: 188-3214 (1008 amino acids)
Source: RefSeq, a predicted model, not a curated record
AAGAUUCACUGCGCUCUCUUCUUCGUCUUCUUCCUUCCGCCUGCCCUAUUUCCCGUCGCUCCGCGUCCGAAAUCCUCGCCUUCGGCCAUUUGUCUUUACUUUCUACUUUCUCGCCGAAUUGGGAGAGUUUCGUGUUCACGUACUCUGCGAUCUCGAACUUUGUCUGUGAUCGGCGGCCGUGGUAGCUAUGUUCACCGAAGGGCUCGACCCGCACGCUCUCCGAUGGGUUCACGAGGGCCAUGCUUCGGCGACAAGUGUGCAUCCGCGGAUGGAUCAGUUCGGAAACUUCCGAGACGGUGGAAGAGGGCUUGGGAUACCCCCACCGGAGAAAUUUCGGAGUGGUCACCUUCCGCUCGGCAGCAUUCCUAUGUCUCACGCUAUCCCGACUAGGGUAGAUAGUCAGUCGGGUUCUGACAUGGAUGAAACCUCCGAUGCUGAAGCAGAGAUCUAUGGGAUGCGCCAUUCUGUUGAUUCGUCUCCAGUGGAUGAGGUCUCUGGUAGGAGAGUCCCCAUCGGAACAUUCCGUCCUUCUGCCUUUAGCAACCGGUCUACAGGUCUUGGUUCUACACAGAAUUACUACUCUAGUGAUGGGUACUCAGACAUCAGCUCGUCAGUAGACACCACUAGGAAGCAGCCACAGCAGACAAGGAAGCUGGUUCAGUCAGAGUACAUGAAAGAGGAGGAUGAGGAAGACGGACUUUCAGACUCUGGUCGGAGCUCAGAGUUUUCCAGUCAGGUAGAAAGGCACAAUACUGGCGCUACUGCUCCUUUGAGAAGUGGCUAUGUUUCUGAGAGCUAUUCCUGCAAUGUGCCCCAGAGACCAAUUGCAAUUGAAAAUGCUAAUGCUGGGAAAGUAGGUAGGCAUUCAAAAUUCAACUACACUCACAAUGCUCCCUCCAUUGAGGGGGUUAGUGUUAGUGUGUCUUCUGAUAAGCUUGAUCCAUCCCCACGGACUGUUUAUCAUUCAAAGGGCUAUUCAAAACACGUUCCAUUGGUGGUGGAUCCUACAGAAAAGGCUGGUCUUUCUGACUAUCCAAGUGCUCCUCCUAUUCAUGGAUAUGACAAGGAUAUAACUGAUGAUGCUUCAGAGCAAAUUGCUGGUGUGAGAUCUCCUGCUAAAUCAAAUGGCUCAAUUUUCAUGCGAGAGUCAAUGUUCCCUGCCAAUGCUAGAACCAAUCAGUCUGAGACAACCACCAGCUUACCACAAAGGAACUGCCCCAAUACUGAAGCUGCUAGAUCCUCUAGUUUGUUGCCAGCUCGUCUUCCAACUUUUCAUGCAAGUGCUCAAGGUCCCUGGUUUUCUGUAAUUGCUUAUGAUGCUUGUGUUCGGCUAUGCCUUCACUCAUGGGCUAGAGGUUGCAUGGAAGCUCCCAUUUUCUUGGACAAUGAAUGUGCUCUUCUACGAGAUGCAUUUAGUGUGCGCAAAGUUUUAUUACAAUCGGAGGAGGAACUUCUAGCAAAAAGAUCAUCGGAGCUUGUUUGUGAAGGUGCUGGUCCAAAGCCUAAAAAGAUCGUAGGCAAGAUGAAGGUCCAAGUUCGCAAGGUCAGAAUGGCGCUAGAUAUUCCCUCUGGAUGCAGUUUUUCAUCAUUGAGACAACCAAUGGUAAAUCUGGAGUCACUUCGGCUCCGUAUGUUGAAUCUGCAAUCAACUCUCUCAUCAGGAUGGGAAUCACUUCGCAAAGUUCGUGUUAUGCCCAAUCUACCAGCAACUAGUUCUUUCUCAAGGCACAGUUUGGCUUACAUGCAUGCUAGUGCUCAGUAUAUCAAACAAGUAUCUGGAUUGCUUAAAAUUGGAGUUGGUACUCUGCGUAGUAGUAGUUCAUCAUAUGAAGUAACGCAAGAGACAUACGCUUGUCAGUUAAAAAUAAAAAGUUCACCUGAAGAUGAUCAUAUUAGGAUGCAGCCUGGAUCCGGUGAAACACAUGUCUUCUUUCCUGAUAGCUUAGGCGAUGAUUUGAUCAUUGAUGUCUAUGAUUCCAAAGCCAAAUCUUGUGGUCGAGUAGUAGUACAAGUGGCCUGUAUUGCAGAUGAUCCUAAUGAUAAACUUCGAUGGUGGCCUAUCUAUCAUGAACCAGAGCAUGAGCUUGUUGGACGAGUACAACUAUACAUAAGUUACGCAACUAAUCCUGAUGAAAACAAUGGCUUGAAGUGUGGUUCUGUUGCAGAAACAGUUGCAUAUGAUGUUGUCCUUGAAGUUGCAAUGAAAGUCCAACAUUUCCAGCAAAGGAGUUUGCUGUUGCAUGGAUCGUGGAAAUGGUUACUGACAGAAUUUGCCUCCUACUAUGGGGUUUCAGAUUCUUACACAAAAUUAAGGUACCUUUCUUAUAUUAUGGAUGUAGCAACUCCUACAGCUGACUGUCUCACUUUGGUUCAUGAUCUUCUGCUACCUGUAAUUUUGAAGAGUCGCAAUAAGAACUCACUAAGCCAUCAAGAGAAUCGCAUUCUAGGUGAAAUUGAGGAGCAGAUUGAACAAAUUCUUGCCAUUGUAUUUGAGAAUUACAAGUCCCUUGAUGAAUCCUUACCCUCUGGAAUAUCAGAAGUUUUUAGGCACACCACUGGAUCUCCUGCACUUGCAUUGGUACCUGCAAUGAAACUAUUCACUCUUCUUCAUGAUAUCCUAACUCCAGAGGCUCAGCUGAAACUAUGCAGUCAUUUUCAGAUUGCUGCUAAGAAGCGCUCAAGAAGACACUUGCUUGAGACUGAUGAGUAUGUAGCAAACAAUAGUGAAGCAAAUAGGAUGGAUGCUGUUGGUUUUGCUAAUGCUUAUCAGAAAAUGAGGACACUGUGCUUCAACAUACGGAAUGAAAUUUUUACUGACAUUGAAAUUCAUAAUGAGCAUGUGCUUCCAAGCUUUUUAGAUCUACCAAAUCUAUCUGCAUCCAUUUAUUCGGUUGAGCUCUCUACUAGACUGCGGUCGUUGCUUGUUACUUGUCCACCCGGUGGCCCUUCACAACCCGUGGCAGACGUUGUAAUUGCUACUGCAGACUUCGAGAAAGACUUAACAAGCUGGAAUAUCUGUCCUGUCAAAGGAGGUGUUGAUGCAAAGGAGUUAUUCCACUUGUAUAUUAUCUUAUGGAUUCAGGAUAAGCGCCUUGCAUUACUUGAGUCCUGCAAAUUAGAUAAGAUUUUGACAAAACCAAUCAAGCUACAAGCUCUAGCUGACGAGACAGAAAAGAAUCAACCUUCAGCUUUGUCUAUGGAUCCAUGGAUCUGA